AUGACUAUUGAAACUCCAUCACAGAAACCGGUUGUAAAUAAAAUAAUGAGCACUCCGACUAGAAAUGUUAAAGCGCCUCCCUUCAGCAGUGAGAAACCAUCUCUUUGGUUUGCUCAGCUAGAGGCCCAAUUCGUUAACCACGGCAUCGAAACAGAAAAAGAAAAAUUUUAUCAAACAAUUCCGCUUAUCGAUACACGUUCUGCCGCGGAAGUAGAGGAUAUUAUUAUUAAUCCGCCAGCCAAUGACCCUUAUCAGCAGCUAAAGAGUACACUCAUUUCACGAUUCUCCAAAUCCAAAGAGGCUAAAUUACUCCAACUUUUGGACAAAGAAAGCAUAGAUAAGGCAACGGGUGAUAGGUUCCUUAUUGAUACCGGGUCAGACAUAUCCGUUUAUCCAUAUCGAGGUCCGAGCAAGCAACUCGUUCCACUCUCCUAUCAAUUAUUCGCCGCCAACGGUACUCCAAUCAACACUUACGGCACGAAAAUGCUAAUCCUCAAUCUUGGACUACGUAGAGAUCUUCCAUGGCGUUUCGUCAUUGCUGAUGUCACCCGUCCUAUCAUCGGUGCUGAUUUACUUAGCCAUUUUGGGUUGCUGGUGGAUUUGAAGCGAAAGAGUUUAACUGACGGACUCACCGGCAUCUCAACAGCUGGGAAAAUGUUUAAGUAUGGCGUAGCUUCAAUUAAAGCCCUGCACCCAGAGGUAGACCCAGCCUAUAAUGGACUUUUUCAUAAAUUUCAAUCUGUUAUUCAACCAGGCGGUGCUCAUCGUACGAGCGAGUUCGCUACCGAACACCAUAUUAAAACGACAAAUGGACCGCCAGUCUCCAGCAAAGCCAGACGACUGGCUCCCGAUAAAUUAAACAUAGCCAAACAGGAGUUUGAAAAACUAAUUAAACUAGGUCUAGCCAGAAGAAGCGAUAGCCCAUGGUCAUCACCAUUACAUUUAGUGCCUAAAAAGUCUGGUGAAUGGCGCCUUUGCGGGGACUAUAGACGCCUGAACGACCGUACAAUUCCAGAUAAAUAUCCCGUUCGCUACCUGGAUGAUUUCGCAGCAAAUCUGUAUGGUAAAAAAAUAUUUUCUACGAUCGACUUAGUGCGCGCUUUCAACCAAAUCCCUGUGGCACCAGGUGACAUUGCGAAAACGGCAAUUAUAACACCAUUUGGACUUUACGAGUUCCCUUUCAUGACGUUUGGUUUGCGCAACGCCGCGCAAACAUUCCAACGUUUCAUGGACGAGGUAACGAGGGACUUACCAUUCGCAUUCGUUUACAUUGACGACAUACUCGUGGCAUCAGAAAAUCAACAGCAGCAUAUAGCACACCUUGAAGUUUUGUUUCAGCGUCUACAAAGUGCUGGCCUUGUAAUCAACGCAGCUAAAUCAAUUUUUGCAAAGCUUCUAGGUCCUCUCAAUAAGAUUCUGGAAGGCCCUGAUGUGAAAAGUUCUCAUGCGGUUCAAUGGGCACCUGAGCUGGAAACAAGCUUUAAUGAGUGCAAACAAGCUCUCGUAAGCUCUACACUUCUAGCACACCCUAAUGUAAACGCCGAAUGGGCGAUAUUCACGGAUGCCUCCGAAUAUGCUAUAGGGGCAGUAUUGCAACAACGAUGUGACAACGAUUGGCAACCGCUUGCAUUUUUUAGCAAAAAACUCUCUUCAUCUACAACAAAAAAGUCGACAUACGAUCGUGAGCUGGAUGCUGUGUACGAAGCAAUUCAGCACUUCAACAGCGUCCUGAGCGCCCUUCUCCGUGGCAAUUUCGGAGACUAG
Messenger RNA from Rhagoletis pomonella (apple maggot), 1764 nucleotides. RefSeq lists its product as uncharacterized. Bases 1 to 1764 code for a protein of 587 amino acids. The transcript is spliced from 4 exons. NCBI's taxonomy places the organism in Eukaryota, Metazoa, Arthropoda, Insecta, Diptera, Tephritidae. The record is from RefSeq and is a predicted model, not a curated record.